Messenger RNA from Mya arenaria, 3849 nucleotides. RefSeq lists its product as uncharacterized. The record is from RefSeq and is a predicted model, not a curated record. Lineage: Eukaryota; Metazoa; Mollusca; Bivalvia; Myida; Myidae. Bases 228 to 1646 code for a protein of 472 amino acids. The transcript has 8 exons.
UCGAUAGGGGGAGAUAAACAAUACUUUUGAACGUAUCAAAGGUUAUCAAAUUACACAUUCAGGAAGCAAUUCUGCCCGGAAACCACGUAAAUCUUCAUUAGUAUUUGCAAUUGAGAAUUGAAGGUGGUUUGUACGCCAGUAUUUAAUACUUCAUUGUGUUCCUGGGUUGUAUCACGUAGUCCGUGGUGGUUGGAGAGAAGUGGGCCCCUCCCCCUCAACCAGCAACUAUGUCGAGACAAGAAUGUGGUGGAGGUGAUUUCCAUGGAAACAGAGAGGUCAAUCAGAAGCCAAGGCCAUUGAGAUCAAAUGCCAUGCCUGAUAGGGAAAUUAAGAAAUUUAGUCAAAAUAUAGGUAAAGAUUUUCACCAAUUGGCUCUAUUUCUGAACUUUGAACAGAGACAGUAUGAUAUGCUUGUGAGAUCAUUUCAGGGUAUAUCUGAGCAAACAUUUCGCCUGGUGAAGGCGUGGCAUGAUGUUGUGGUUGACUGUGAUGAGAACCCAAAGGAGCUGUUAGCUUCAGCUUUGCUAGAUAUUGGAAACAAAUACUUGGCCGUGACAUACUUUGACGAACAAUUUGCCAAUGAUGCAGAGGGAAAAGAACCAAAGCAAGAAACAAUUGAAAAGAUACAGGAGAUAGACUUUGGAGCUGUGGUCAAUUAUGGUGCUUCAGCGUCGGGGUCGAACGAUGUACCCGAUUCUAGUGCUGGUACCAGUGGACUAUUCAAAAAAAGAGAUGAUGACACAAUGACACAAACAAUGGUAGAUUGCUUUGCCAGUCACAUGAAGUCUGUUGCAGCUUUAAUAAUUGGAGGACAAGUAGUUGGAACAGCAUUUCGUGUUGGAGGAAUGUUCUUGAUGACUGCUUUCCAUGUUGUACGAGCCAUAGUUGAUCCUGAUAAGAAAAGAAGCUAUUGUAAGAGAAAUCUGACAUUGGUGAAAAUAAAUUUCAAUGUUUCACCCAUUGAACCAGACAUAUCUAAUUACAAAUUGGAAGAAUGGUUGUACUUCGAUGAGCCUCAUGAUGUUGCAAUUCUUAAAAUAGCCAACCCAGAUACGAGAUUACCUCCGCGAAUGUUUCUUAGGAAAGAAUACGUUGACAGAUCACUGUUGAACGCAGUUCAAAUAAUUGGUUAUGGUCACCCAAAAUGUUAUCAGAAACGCCUUGAUCCGCAUUGUAAGGUUGUCUCUCCUAAUGGGCCAGAGAUGGUGCAGGCAAAGGAAUGGCUAGAAACAAAAAAAGGAUAUUAUAAAACGCACUUGUCCUAUCAAGGGAAAGAUCCAACCUUAGUUGAUCGAGGAUACAAACCCUUCGACGCUCCAUUUGUGCUGCUUUUCCAUUGUUUUAUGGAGCAUGGCGCCUCAGGAGCCCCGAUCGUCAGGGUUUGUCAACAUGCAGCAAACACGGCAGCAUCUGUUGAGGUGAUAGGCGUAGUAACAUGUGGUCUCCCGGAAUUCUUUUUUGAUCUUUCAAAUAUUCUACAGAGUGGUUUUCCAAAUGAAAAACGUUUUGAAGUCGGCUCAAGAAUGUCUUACAUUUUUGAGACAUUAGAAAAAAACAGGGAAAUUGAUGGUGAUUUGGUGGCGCAGCUUUUUCACUUGCAGCACCCUGAACCAUUGGAUCAACGCCGUGAACCAAUGGAUAUAUAGUCCUGACUUUAAAUAAAGAGACGAGUCUGGUUGUUUCAUAAACUGUAGAACCACGGUUGUUGAUAUAAACAAGAUUUUUGGAUGGUGGUACUAUAUAGUUUUUCAUUUGAAUGUUAUCAGAAUUGUUUGGGAAGUGUUGAACUGCCAUUGCUUAUCUUCUAACAAACACAAAGAUGGCCAUACAAACCAGAAAUUGUGACAUGGUAAAUAUAUUGCCAUUUAUGGUCGAUACAGACAUGAAUAAGCAAAAGCAGUUUUGAGUUUAACGCAAAGUUUUGAAAAAUGUAUAUACUUGAACAUCUAUUUUGACAGAGAUAUGUUCAUAGUAAAUCCACCCUUGUAUUUGUAAUAAUAAAAAUGAAGAUCAAUAUAUCUUCAUAAUGUACAAACCAAAUUUCUUAAAAGGUCUUUUAACUUAGAAACAUAUGAUAAAUUAUUUUCAGUUUUGAAAUGAUUGAAAACAAUUUCCAUGAUGAUAGUCAUUUGUUUUUAGCUCUACUGGCCAAAGGCCAGAAGAGCUUAUGCGAUGGUAAUGUGUACGUAGUAUGUGCGUCCGUGCGUCUGUAAACAAUUCAUAUUAACACGAUACAGCCUUCAGUUUUGAUUGUAUCUUGAUGAAACCUGUACAGUAUCUACAUAUCCAUUAGAGCUCGGUUCUUUUCGAAAACCAGCCAGAUCCGCCCAUGCAUGCCUAGAUUAUGGGCCUUGAUAGUAUAAAAAUCCUGUAAACAAUUGCUCGUUAACACGAUACAGCCUUCAGUUUUGAUUGUAUCUCGAUGAAACUUGUCCAGUAUCUACAUAUCCAUAAGAGCUUGGUUCCUUUCAAAAACCAGCCAGAUCCGCCCAUGCAUGCCUAGAUUAUGGGCCUUGAUAGUAUAAAAAAAUCAGUUUGUCAGUAAACAAUUCCUGGUUAACACGCUACAGCCCUCAGUUUUGAUAGUAUCUCGAUGAAACUUGUCCAGUAUCUACAUAACCAUAAGAGCUCGGUUCCUUUCGAAAGCCAGCCAGAUCCGCCCAUGCAUGCCUAGAUUAUGGGCCUUGAUAGUAUAAAAAAAUCAGUAUGUCAGUAAACAAUUGUUUGUUAACACAAUACAGCCUUCAGUUUUGAUUGUAUCUCGAUGAAACUUGUACAGUAUUUGGAUAUCCAUUAGAGCUGGGUUCCUUUCGAAAACCAGCUAGAUCAGCACAUGCAUGCCUAGAUUAUGGGCCUUGAAAUGAUUAGAUUUUGGGCCUUGAUAGUAUAAAAAAAUGCUAUUGUGUAAUAAAUGCUUGCGAACAUAAUACAGUCUUCAGUUUUGAGUAUUCAGAUAUCUAUAAGGGGUUGGUUCUUUUCGAAAACAGUGAUGUUGACCACACAAACACAGCCAGUAGAGCAUAGGCCCUUUUGGGCCUCUUGUUCUAUAAUGUUAGCAUAGUAUUUUGAAAUUUUAUCAUUUUCUUUGACUUUCGAUCUCUACUUGUAAAAAGUGAUCUUAAAAUCAUCAGGAUGGAGGAAGUCACAAUGGCAUAAUGUUGCCGAGGUUUAUAUCAGGAUGGAGGAAGUCACAAUGGCAUAAUAAUGGCGAGCUUUAUAUCAAUCAUGUUCAUGCUCACAUCCUAAACCAUAAUGUGUACAGGCGGUAGGUUGUAUUCAUCACUUUCGUGACAGAACUACUUUAAAUUGUUUUAAAGUAUUCAUGGGUGAAAGUUUGAAUUUUUCAAAAUACUGAAAAUAGGGUGUUUACAUAGGGAAAUGCCAUUUUUACAAUACAUUAAAUAGGAUAAAUAUUUUCCAAAAUACUGAAUUCAGUAUCAAUGCUGAAAACUUUCACCCAUGAGUAUUUGCGAUUUUUUAAACAGUUUUGUGAAUCACUUUAUAACAGUUGAACCCCGUUGGCUCGAACACCCAGGGACCCGGCGAAAAUACCUCGAGCCUCGGAAAAUUCGAGCCAAACGGGAAUGCUUACCUUCAGUAUAUAGAAAUCAGUCUUUUACACCCAGUUCCAGCCAACGAAGAAUUAGCCAAAGGGGUUCGAUUGUAUUUGCAUAAAGUGAGAACAUUGUGAACAUUAUGUUAUUGUUGAUUUUUUAUUACAUGUUGUUGUAUACAAUCAAUUUUAUACAGUGUUCUUACAGAUUAAUUUUAUUUCGACUAUGUUUAUAAAAAAUACAAAAAAUUACUCAUGUUUCAAUAACAAUAUGCAAUAAAACAUUAUAACCAUUA